Messenger RNA from Paramecium sonneborni, 1899 nucleotides. The record is from the annotation of a GenBank genome assembly. Lineage: Eukaryota; Ciliophora; Oligohymenophorea; Peniculida; Parameciidae.
AUUAUCAAUGCAAGUAAAGUUAUCCUUUUUUGACGAUGUAAAUAUAUCAAAGUCUUUUUGGGAGAAAGUAAAUAUUUAAAUCGAGAAAUAAAAUAUUGACUUUGAAUCUGUUCUUUUCGAGAAAAGCAAAAAAACUGGUUUUUGGACUAGCAAAAAUUAUAUCAUUUAUGAUAGCAAAUUGAUGAAGUUAAGGGUAUUGAAAAAAUAAGAAAAUAUAUAGCCUAAUAAGAAAAAUAUUCAUUAUGUUGAUUUGGGCACAUCAAGAAUAGAGAGAAUAAAGUAUAAAAAUGAUUAGGAGGUUGAUGUUUUAAACAAAGUAUAGAAAUUAUAUAUAUAUAAUUUAAGAAGAAAUAUGGAUUUCGAAUAAUUCAUAAUUAGAAAUUUAGAGAAUUAUAUUUGAGAUCAAAAGAACUAAAUUAAUAAAUUUGGGAUAUUUUGAAAAAGCAAUGUCUUUAACUUGCAUUUAAGGAAGAGUACGUAAUUGAGAGAAUGAUAGGGAAAGGUAAUUUUGCAAAAGUAUUUAAAUUAAAUAAGUGAAGGUGUAUCUUUGUACAAAGAAAUUGGAUAAAUAAUAAUAUGCUGUAAAAGCUUUUGAAAAGAGUAGAAUGGUGAAUAAUGAAACAGAUAAGAAAGCAUUGAUAAAAGAAAUGUAAAUAAUGAGAAAGGUGAACUAUAGAGGAUUAAUAAAAAUGCAUGAAGUGUUUGAAGAUGAUACUCAUAUCUUUAUAGUUUAAGAAUAUUUAUAAGGAGGAGAAUUAUAUUAAUAAAUAAAGAAGAAUUAAAAGUAAUCCGAGCCAACAGUGGCAAUGAUUUUAGGUACUUUAUUAGAUUCUUUGGAUUAUUUACAUAAAAAGAAUAUUCUUCAUAGAGAUCUUAAACCAGAAAAUAUGUUAUUACGUAAAAAAGGAGUUUUAGGAGAUGUUGUAAUAGCAGAUUUUGGAUUAGCUGAUUUUUAUGAUCCAUUAGGUAAUUAUAUGUUUUAAAGAUGUGGAACACCUGGAUUCGUUGCUCCAGAGGUAUUAUAAGAUAAGGUGUAUGAUUCAAAAAUAGAUAUAUUUAGUGUUGGUUGUUUAAUGUUUCUCCUUAUUGCUGGUAAAUCUCCUUUUAAAGGUUCUACAUAUGAUGAAGUUGUGAUGAGAAAUUAUCAUUGUAAAAUUGAUUAUGUUUCAAUAGAAACAAUUAUUAGUAGUUAAGGUAUUUAUUAUGAUUAAUAAUUAGGAUUAUCACUAUUAAAGUUAUUAUUGCAUCCUCGACCUUCAUAGAGACCAUCACCAAGAGAUGCUUUGAGACAUGAAUGGUUUAUGAUCAAUUUAGAUAAAUAAAGAUAUUCAGAAUUAAAUAAAUAAGAAGAUAUUAUUUAUGAUACUAAAGAUACUAUUAAAUCAAGUAUUACUGAUGUAGGUAGUUGUGGAUUUAUGAAAAAUUUUAUUGGCCCAUCAUAUUUAGAUAAACCGGAAUUUAUGACUCCUUAAUAAACUAGUAUUGGAAAUUAAAAAAAUAAUAAUCAUCUAUUCACACCUUAAAUGGCAAUUAUGCAAUAGAUUUAAGAAUAAUUUUAUGAAGAAUAAAUUUCUAUUAAAAAUUUAGAUGAUGAUUUUACAGAUAUGAUUUUCGAUGAUGAAUCACCACAAUCUCAUAAAUUACCAUAAUACUAAUUAGUUGGUAAACUCAAAUAAGCUGUAGAUUCAAAUAAUUCAUCUUAUUAUGCAUCUCCUAUAAUUAAGGUAUCAAAUAUAUAUUCAAUAUUUUUAUUAGAAAACUCCAGAGAGUCUUACUAAAGAUAUCAAUCCUAAGGUGAUGACAAUCAGAGAAAAGAUUUACGAAUAAUAAACUUAUCCAAAGAUUGCAAGCAAAAUCAAGAAUAAUUUGAAAAAUCUUGAGCAAUUAUGAAUAGUUGAC